This is a messenger RNA of Rhododendron vialii, 1128 nucleotides long. RefSeq lists its product as uncharacterized. Bases 259 to 774 code for a protein of 171 amino acids. NCBI's taxonomy places the organism in Eukaryota, Viridiplantae, Streptophyta, Magnoliopsida, Ericales, Ericaceae. The transcript has 2 exons. The record is from RefSeq and is a predicted model, not a curated record.
AGAACGAAUAAAAAACAGCCUGUACUGUCAGCUGUGACCAGCACAUCUCACCUCCCUCCCCCCUCUCUCUCUCCUCCCCUUCUCUCUCCCUCUCCCCUUCUUUUCCACUUUAACACAUUCCCCAUAUCCUCCCUACAAGAUUCAUUCCACUCUCUAAAACUUCCAUUUCACUCUUCCAUUCUCUUCUCUCUUCCUCAAAAUCUGAAAGUUUUUGUGUUUCUCGCCCUGCGUGUGUGCUCAACACCCCUAACCAAAGACAUGACCUCCAUUUACGAGACCUUUCAAAAACGAACCACCUUCAAUAUCCCCUCCAUGAAAAACCACUCCCUCCCCACAUCCCACUCCCCCACCACCACCACCACGAAACCCGUAUCCCACCUCCGCCGCCGCCUCUCCUCCUUCUCCCUGAACCUCCACCCCUCCCCGGACCGGAUCACCUCCACCACCUCGUGGGUCUUCCGCCGGUCCAAAUCGGUCUCCUCGAUGGGCGAGAGCGCGGGGAGCUCGAUCAAGGAGUGGUGGGAGUGGGGAGUGGGCUGGAUCCUGUCGAAGAAGCCCACGUUCGCCAAGGACCUGGAGAUGAACGAGCACGAGUCGUCGUUGCUGGGGUUGAACGCCAAGGGGACGUGGAAGCACGUGUUCUAUAAGGUCAGAUCUGAGUUCAGGAAGCUUGUCGGUGGGGAUAACAACCUUGUUCUACCUCAAACUUUCAGGUACGAUUCGGUGGCUUAUUCGAAAAACUUCGACGACCGGAGGAGCAAAAUGCAAGAUUAAUUCAUUCGAUCGAUCUCCAUCCGAUCUGGGGAUAGUAAUUCGUUCUGGGGGAUAGUACGUACCCACAUAUCUUUGUAAGUAAUUCACCGUGAUUCGGUUCGUAAUUCGUGAAAAAAAAUAAGGCUGUGAAGAUCGAUCGACUCUCCAAAAUGGAUCUAGCUCAACUGCUCAAGCACGUUUUUUGCAUGCCAUAUUUUUCCUUUUUGUUUUCUUUGUAUUUUUUUUUUGGUUAUAAGGGACCUGUAAAUUAGUUGUGUUGCCAUAAAUCUGGGAUUAAUUAAGUUGUACGAGGAUUUAUGAUUAAUUCUUUCAUUUACUUGAUUUGGUUUGUUUAUGUAAUUUUCUUUUAAUUAA